AUGGAGGUAUGUGACGCAUCUGAUAACGCACAUUGGAGACUAGGAGGAGGAAGGAUCCGUGUCUUCCAGGAUAUUAUUGAGCAGAUUCAAGAACGACCUGUACCUGUUAAUGACCUAGGUCCAGACAUUGUUCUGUGGAAGCAUAAUCAGAAUGAUUAUAAGGAGUUUUUUUCAGCUACUAGGACUUGGGAACAAAUCAGAGUCAGACGUGAGAGAGUGGAUUGGAGCACUGUGGUAUGGUUCACGCAGGCUGUUCCUAGAUUCUCUUUUAUUACUUGGCUUGCAAUAAAGGAUCGGCUGUCUACAGGAGAACGUAUGAGGGUGUGGGGUUUACAUCAGGAGUGCUUGCUGUGUGGGGAGAGGAAUGAGACUAGAGACCAUCUAUUUUUUGCAUGUCCUUACAGCUAUAUGGUUUGGCUACGAGUGACGGGAAGACUUUUUGGUACUCGUAUAACACCAGAUUGGCAGGAUACUGUUGCAAGGAUACGCUAUGAUCGACGGUCAAAGCUGGAUACAGUCCUUGUCCGAAUGGUCUUUCAAAUGACAGUUUACCAUAUUUGGAGGGAGAGGAAUGUAAGGAGACAUGGGAAAGCUUGGAUACCUUAUGAGAAGCUGACCUCUCAGAUCGAUAAGACUAUGAGGAACAGAAUCUCUUCUCUGAAAUAUUCCUAUGGGGAUAAGCUAGCAGGACUGAUGAGGCGUUGGUUUGAAGUGACGAUGUGA
This is a messenger RNA of Brassica rapa (field mustard), 723 nucleotides long. RefSeq lists its product as uncharacterized. Lineage: Eukaryota; Viridiplantae; Streptophyta; Magnoliopsida; Brassicales; Brassicaceae. The record is from RefSeq and is a predicted model, not a curated record.